Gasterosteus aculeatus aculeatus (three-spined stickleback) is the source of this 726-nucleotide messenger RNA. RefSeq names its product microsomal glutathione S-transferase 1.2 (gene mgst1.2). Gene Ontology annotation, cellular component: membrane; mitochondrion. The record is from RefSeq and is a predicted model, not a curated record. Gene Ontology annotation, molecular function: glutathione transferase activity. Lineage: Eukaryota; Metazoa; Chordata; Actinopteri; Perciformes; Gasterosteidae.
GGCUAACGUCCCGCCCCCUGAGUUUCUGGGUGUUUGUUUUUCGUGGAACGGGCACAGACUUGAUCCUUUCCUGCAGAGUCACCAAAGCUCUUUUAAACCAGCAGAGAUGGCAAAGCUGAUAGAAGAUGAGGUAUUUAUGGCUUUUGCCACCUACUCAGCAAUUGUCAUUCUGAAGAUGAUGCUGAUGUCCCCCAUGACGGCAUUCUUCCGUUUGACCAGGGGGGCUUUUGCAAAUGAGGAAGACGUGGCCCUAAAGCCUGUAGAGGAGAGGAAGAAGCUGCUGAGAACUCACACCGAUGUAGAGCGAGUUCGAAGAUGUCAUCAGAACGACAUUGAGAACAUUGUUCCUUUUGUAUUGAUCGGCCUGCUUUACGCUCUCACUGGACCUGAGCUCUCAACCGCUCUGCUUCACUUCCGCGUUUUCGCCGGGUGUCGGAUCUUCCACACCAUCGCCUACAUCACCGUUCUGCCUCAACCCAGCAGAGGACUGUCCUGGGUAGUGGGAAUGCUGGUCACCUUCUCCAUGGCUUACAGGGUGCUCAGCAAAGUUUUCGUCCUUUAGAGGCAAUACUGUCCCAGAGGUUUCUGCACAAGCUCAAAUUCCUACAUGACGCCUGGUUUCUCAGCUAACACUGGCUACAGCCAUCUAUGAGCUUGAUCAUGAAACAUCAUUUGCAGUUCAUAAAUGCAUUCUCUCAAAUGAUUGUGAAUAAACUUUGACAUUAU